Molecule: messenger RNA, 1950 nt
Organism: Candida tropicalis MYA-3404
Lineage: Eukaryota; Fungi; Ascomycota; Pichiomycetes; Serinales; Debaryomycetaceae
Product: beta-mannosyltransferase
Exons: 1
Coding region: 1-1950 (649 amino acids)
Molecular function (GO): mannosyltransferase activity
Source: RefSeq, a predicted model, not a curated record
AUGUUUUCCCAAUUAUUAAACUCAUUACUUUACAAUAGACUACCUGCAACCAAAUCACCCAUAAGAAAAGGGAAGACAGGCAUUUUGUUAAUAUUUAUAGUGGCGGUUUUAACUAUUGCAACUACACUUGUAUAUUGUCGAUCCGAUCUUCUUGAUGAUUAUUUGCCAACCACAGAAGAACAUGAAAAAUUAAUAACUGAACAACAAACAAACUAUCGUGAUAAAAGAACUAUCAUUUUCCCAAAUGAUUUUCCAAUGGCGGAUAGUAAACUUGUUUCUUAUUACCUUCAAGAUUUAGAAAAAGCAUUAGAUCCAGAAGAUUUGGUAUUCAGAAAUAGAUUUGUUCAUAGAUUGCCAACUAAUUUAAAAUACACUCCAGAUGAAAUCGAUUUAUUUGGCGCUUGGUCAGACGAAGCUAAUGAAAAGGAAUGUUCAAAAAUCAAUAAAAAGAUCAAAGUAGAAGGUAGUCAACCAUUGGAUAAAUCAUCUGAUUUGAAGAAAAUUUUAACCAGAUUUAUGUUGGAAAGAGGUGAGUAUUACGAUGAAGUUGAAAGGUUUUUCCCAGAUUUGAAAACCCAAUUAGAAGACGGAAGUUAUAAAAAACAUUGGGUUCAGUUGAUUGGUAGUUCAGUUUGGUUGAAACAAUACGGUGUCCAUUUAAUGAUAUCCAGGGUUUUCUACACUAAAUCUGGUCAAAAAGUUCAACCAGUUAUAUCAUUGUCUUAUCUCCAAGUGUUUGAUCGCGAUUGGAAUGAAUUAGAAAAUGUUGAAUUGAUUAUUCCUCAAGAUGAUGGUUCCUACAAGCCAAUUCUGUAUCCACAAUUUGCUCCUAUGCCAGUUUAUCACAAUGAGAAGCAAACAAAGGGUAGAUUUUAUGGUGUUGAAGAUCCUAGAAUACAACUCAUUACCAAUCCACAAGGUUAUGAGGAACCAUUGAUUGUUUACAAUUCACAUCAUAGAAAAAUCAAGGGUACUGAAUUUGAACAUGAUGUUGAAGGUACUAUUAAAUUUGACAGUUAUAGAUCUAUUUUCAUGGCAUGGUUAUGGAGAACUCAAAAGGGUAAAUCUAAUAUUGAGGAAGUUCCAAUCAAUGAUGAGCAAUUUAAAAAUAUGGAAUAUAUUAAAGUCAAAGAAAUUUUACGACCAAAUGGUAAACGUAGUUCUAAGGAAAAAAACUGGUCUAUGUUUUUCAACCAUCAAGAGAAAUUAGAAUAUGGUUACGAUAAUUAUGUCUAUUUUGUUUACCAAUUCAAGAACUUGAAAAUCUUAAAAUGCCCAAUCUAUGAUGAUGCACCAUGUACCUGGGAAUACGAGCAAGAUGACUACAUGGGUGCUGGUCUUUUGCACGGUGGUAGUGAGUUAAUCAAUGUCUACGACGUACUUGAAAAAUAUGAUUAUCCUGAAGUCCAGAGCAUAAUUGACAAAAUUCCAAAUGGUCGUGAAAUUUGGAUUGGUCUUGCUAGAGCCGUUAUGAUUGAUUGUGGUUGUGCUUCCAAGUUUUAUAGACCAAAUUUGGUUGUUUUAAUGAAAGAAAACAACGAGUAUAAGUUUGCUUUUGUGUCGUCCUUCUUUAGUUUGGGUAUUGAAAUCUUGCCUUGGGAUGAAGGUAAAAGUUUAUGUGAAGGUAAGAACUUGAUUAUUCCUAAUGGUAUCUCCAGUUGGACCAUUGAAAAACAAGGUGACAAAUUGACCGAUUAUAUGGCAUUUACUAUUUCCAGAAAAGAUUCAACCGUAGAAGUUGUUCACAUGAGAGGACUAUUGAAUGCCUUGUUGAUUGAUAAUCCACAACCUAAAUUGUUGGUUGGCGAACAAAAAGGUUUUGCAACCAAUGCUCAUAUUACAUGUUCUUUAGAAUAUUCGGAUAAAUUCUGUAAAGUAUAUGCUGCUACCACCAAAGCAUUUGAGAAAUUAAACCAACCAGAAAAGCCAAAGGAAGAAAAGAAGCAGUAG